UGUUUUCUUCCAGCUGUUGCCGUGUUUGACCGGUGAAUUUCCAUGGCGCAUCGCCGCGUGCUGUGGCUGAGCCUGGCAUGCUGGGCCUGGUGGACCUGGACCUGGAGCUUCUGCGGCAUCCGGCACCGAGGAGCAGCCUGUGGAAACCACGCGCUGCCACCUGGGAAGGCGAAACUUCCGAUCUUCGGAGACACUUUGGAAAUUUUGAACCCGAAGAAGAUGGUGACCUAUCAGACGGAGCGCCGCCAGCGUUGGGGCUCCCUGUGGAGCACCUCGGUGUUGUUCAAAAAGGCCGUGGUCAUCACGGGGCAACGGGAGAUGAAUCUGGCGCGGAAGCACGAGAGUCGGCCAAGAGCGUUCGAGGCGUUUUUUCCGCCGCACCACCAGAGGCUCUUCGGUAAGAUGUCGUUGUUGGUGCAGAGUGGUGCGGCACAUGCCAGACUCAGGAGGCUCAUCCAGAGUGCUAUGACGCCCAAGAAGGUGGAAAAAUACCAAGCCUUCAUCGACCUCGCGGUCCGAGACUUCCUAAGCUCCUGCCGAAGCGAGUUGGGCCACUUUUCGAUGACCAAAAAACUGCAGGAGACCACCUUGCGGAUCGUAGUGCAAGUAUUGCUGGGAGAAGAUUUGGCUGAAGAUGAGUUGGACUACCUGCGCACCAACCUUCGAAUUUGGGGAAUUGGUCUGCUCUCUGCACCCCUGAAUUUUAUUCCAUGGUCCGCCGCCGCACGUGCCAUGCGUGCACGGGGCAAUGUGCAGAAAGUUCUGGAGAAGUGGAUCUCAGAAAGGUCAGAAAAGUUGGAUGAUACACUGUUGUCCCAGCUUUUGAGUGCAACUGAUGAAGAUGGAAGCAAGUUAUCUUCACUGGAAGUUAUCGACAAUGUAUUCACCUUGGUUUUUGCUGGCAUUGACACCACCGCCAGUACCUUGAGCUCAGCACUUCUGAAACUCUCGCAGUCAGAGGAUCUUCUGCAGCUGCUGCGAGAGAAGAUCGCUGACGGAGAGGCCCAGAGAUCUUUGGAGAUGUUUCUGACCGAGAUUCUACGUACCAAUCCACCGGCACCUUUCUCAAUGCGCUUGGUACGGGAGCCCUUAGAUCUGGGCAACGUCACCGUCCCGUCGGGCUACCUGUUGGUUUACGGCCUGGGGGCCAGUCUCUCUGAUGCGUCGUGCUACGAAAAUCCCGAGGAGUUUCAAUGGGAGCGCUUUGGGAACCAAAGCCUCACCGACUCUGGCGCCUUUGGCGGUGGCCCUCGCCUCUGUCCGGGCCGUUUCUUGGCGUCUGAAGCAGCGCAGCGCUUGCUGGCAGCAGUCCUGGCGAAAGACGGAUUCUCAUGGAAAUUGAAGCAAGGGCAAGAUCUGCGACAACAAUAUAUUCCAGGACUAUUUCCUGCGGAUGGAUUAAUUGUAGAUAUAUCUUAGACAAAAAAUA
Molecule: messenger RNA, 1429 nt
Organism: Cladocopium goreaui
Lineage: Eukaryota; Dinophyceae; Suessiales; Symbiodiniaceae
Source: the annotation of a GenBank genome assembly